UCCGUGUAAUCGUCGUCGAUAGAGAGAGAAAGAGAGAGAGAGAGAGACACAGUGUGGAGAGAGAGACAGAAAGCUAGAGGGAGAGAGCCACCCUCCGCCUGCGGUCUUCGGUGUUCCCGUCAUUUGACGAAGAAGUUAUUGACGCCUCAACAUUUUGUACACUUCCGCUAAACUGCCGCCAAAUGUGGCGGAGUAACCAUUGCUAGCUUGUGCCGGUCUUGCUUGUCUUAGGGUUUGAAAAUGGUCAAUUCGCUUCAAGGUUUGUGAUUCAGGUGGGACUGAACUGAUACGGUAGGGGUUUUCAAGGGACAUUGUUUGAUUAUAUAUUUAUAUAUAGAGUUAUAUAGUUUUGAGUUGGAGCAAAUGGGUGAUACAGAGGAAGCUAAUACUGAUAUGAUGCAAAGACAGCAAUCUUCUUUUGGGACUUCAUCUUCGUCGGUCCCUAAAAAACCCAUCUCAAUUAACCACCUGGAUAUACCUCAGCUGAAUUCGUCGCAAAUUCAAGCUCCGAUGCGACAAUUCUCUCCAAAUUUUAGUGUUGAUGGCAGUAAGAGGGUCGGUAUACCUCCAUCACACCCUCAAAUCCCUCCUAUUUCGCCUUAUUCGCAGAUCCCGGUAACCCGGCAGGCGAAUCAGCAACUGAGUUGGCAGAAUUUUAGCCCAGGACCUACCCAUUCACGAUCCCUGUCUCAGCCUUCAUUUUUCUCACUUGAUUCCCUGCCCCCCUUAAGCCCAUCACCAUAUAGGGACUCUUCAUCUAACACAAUUUCUGAUAGGGUAUCAGCUGAUGUAUCCAUGGAGGAUAGAGAUACGAACUCACACUCUUUAUUACCACCCUCGCCUUUCUCGAGGGUAAAUUCCUCGAGGGCAGGGGAGAGUCUCCCUCCUCGCAAGACGCACAGGAGGUCUAAUAGUGAUAUCCCAUUUGGAUUUUCUACUGUGAUGCAAUCUUCGCCACCACUCAUACCAUUAAGGGGUGUGGGUGCUUUGGAAAGGCCUGCGGCGGCUCAGCCAAUUCAGUUGGUUAAACGGGAGGCUUGUUGGGAUAAAGGUGGUGAGAGCAAUGCUGAAGGGAUGGGUGAGAGGAAAUCUGAGGGUGAAGUUGUGGAUGACUUGUUUUCUGCUUAUAUGAAUUUGGACAAUAUUGAUGCAUUGAACUCUUCAAGAGUUGAUGACAAGCAGUGUAACGAGAACCGUGAUGAUAUGGAUAGUAGAGCCAGUGGGACAAAGACAACUGGAGGUGAUAGCAGUGAUAAUGAAGCAACAAGCAGUGUAAAUGAAAAUGGCAAUAGCUUGCAGAGGACAGGGAUUAGUUCUUUGACUGAGAAGAGGGAAGGUGUCAAAAGGAAUGCAGGGGGAGAUAUUGCUCCAACCACCAGACACUAUAGAAGUGUUUCCAUGGAUAGUUUUAUGGGAAAGAUGAACUUUGGUGAUGAGUCACCAAAACUGCCACCUUCCCAGACACGCCCUGGACAACUGUCGCCCAGUGAUUCUAUGGAUGGGAACUCAAAUACUUUUAGCUUGGAAUUUGGGAAUGGUGAGUUCAGUGGAGCUGAACUCAAGAAAAUUAUGGCAAAUGAGAAACUUUCUGAGAUAGCAUUGACUGACCCCAAGCGAGCCAAAAGGAUUCUGGCCAACCGUCAAUCAGCUGCACGUUCAAAAGAACGAAAAAUGCGAUAUAUUGCAGAGUUGGAACACAAGGUUCAAACACUACAGACAGAAGCAACAACAUUGUCAGCACAGCUUACAAUGUUACAGAGAGAUUCUACUGGGCUAACAAACCAGAACAAUGAGUUGAAGUUUCGCCUACAAGCCAUGGAACAACAGGCACAACUUCGAGAUGCUCUAAAUGAGGCAUUAAGUGCCGAGGUUCAACGGUUGAAACUUGCUACUGCUGAGCUGAGUGGAGAGUCUUCAAAGUUUCAGCAGCUUUCCAUCAACUCUCAGAUGUUCCACCAGCAGCAGCCUACCCAAAACAUGUUGCAACAGCAGCAGUCACAGCCACAGCAACUGCAGCAGAAUGGCGGCACAAUCACAAAACAUGAAUCAAACCAGUAGGUUUGCGGAGGAUGAAAUGGUGUAGAAGCUUGGGUUGCCUCUUUAUUUAUUUUGUCGUCUAUUUUUCCUUAAUAUUCAGCAAUAGUUUAUUCAAUGCAUUCAUUCAUUAGUUUUGCAUCUACAACAAAACAUAGUAAGGUGUCGUAAUUAUAAAUUCAACCUUUCUUGCAUGUCCACCUCCAACUGUUCAUUUAGGUCAUGUACAAGCCCUAUAUCUAUAGCUUUUGUUUCUGUACUAAAAUAUGAUGUUGGAUUGAAGAUCUUUUGGAUGUAUUUUGUUGUGAAGGAGAGUUAAACCUGAACUCUUCUUCAGAUUGGUUAUUUUAUGAUUCUGUGUUACUUUUUUUGGUCGGAUUUAUUUCUUUUCCAAAUGUAAACAAUAAUGGUGGAUGUUUGAUGUUUCUAGAUAUGAAUUGAGUUAAGAUUACAUGUUUCUGUC
Cornus florida is the source of this 2497-nucleotide messenger RNA. Its product is annotated as bZIP transcription factor 29. Bases 364 to 2058 code for a protein of 564 amino acids. Gene Ontology annotation, biological process: regulation of DNA-templated transcription. Gene Ontology annotation, molecular function: DNA-binding transcription factor activity. Gene Ontology annotation, cellular component: nucleus. The record is from RefSeq and is a predicted model, not a curated record. The transcript has 5 exons. Lineage: Eukaryota; Viridiplantae; Streptophyta; Magnoliopsida; Cornales; Cornaceae.